Molecule: messenger RNA, 1074 nt
Organism: Cotesia congregata
Lineage: Eukaryota; Metazoa; Arthropoda; Insecta; Hymenoptera; Braconidae
Source: the annotation of a GenBank genome assembly
AUGAGAAGAUUAAUGAAGGGUAAGCGAAGAAAGUCUGAAAGUCCUAGUGACGCCGAAUCAGAAGAAAAUGGCGACAAUGCGCAUCAAGUUGAAGACGCUGAUCAGCCAAAUAAAUCAGACGAUAAUAAUGAAAGUGCUUCGAAAUCAAAACGCAAAACCUCGCGUGGAAAAGAUAAAACUUCUGCGGAUGAUUCUGAUUUGGCCAAAAAUGAUAACGACGCCGAUGAAAAAUUAUCUGAAAUUUCGGCACAGGAAAAUGGAAAUCCCGCCAAGGGUGGAGAUAACAAACGCCGAAAAAAAGAGGACCGUAAACCUACUACUUCUGAGGAAAAUGAAAACAGCGAGCAAGAAUAUGAGGUCGAGAAAAUUAUUUCACGGCGUACAAUUAAGGGCCGUAGACAAUUUCUGGUACGCUGGAAAGGUUACGACGAAAGCGCAGAUACCUGGGAAAACGAAAAAGACCUUAAUUGCGAACAGUUGAUAGAAGAUUAUAUGGCUGAGGAAGAAAAUAAUGGCGAUAAAACUGACCAGACUGAGGAAAAAGCUAAAAAAUCGACAAAGAAAACACCAAAGUCUAAUAAAAAAACAAAAAAGACCAAAGCCACAAAAAGACAACGUGACUCAGAUAAUAAAGAACCGGAAAAUGAUGAGGAUGGUGGUGGUACUGAAGAAGACGCUUCUGAAGAGAAAACUCCUACGAAGCGAGGAAGAAAAUCGAAAGCUGCCAAGCCACAAAACGAUGAUAAUGAGGAUGAAAACGGUGACGAGGAGAAAGAAUUUGAAGUAGAAAAAGUCCUGGACGUUCACUUUAAAAAAAAUAAAUCUCGGGAAUUUUUAAUCCGCUGGAAAGGCUUCACGGCUGCCGAUGACACAUGGGAGCCAGAAGCAAACCUUAACUGUCCUGAUUUGAUAACCAAGUUUAUGGAAAAAGUUGAAAAAGCUCGGUCCACUGAACUACGAGAACUCCGUACCAACCCUUCGCAUACUAAGCGAUAUACUUUGACAAUGCACAAUAAAGAAAGACGCCUUUCUCGUCGUAAUUUGGGCAAAGAAAGGUAAACAUUUACUAUUUAU